CCACUCCCUAUCCGUCCAGCUGGCCCCACCCUCUUGUCCUUUGCCCAGCUUUUGCAUCCUUGAGCUAUUCCACCGUAUGGUCCUCCUCGCCGAUGGCGCUAUUCGCCACCAUGGCUCCCUUCGUUCUUGGAGCAGUUUUGCCGUCACUCCGUCGUAGCUCCAGGAGCUUCGCCGCGAGGGGUGAGGCGGCGGUCACAGCCUUAGACUCGGCCUCGGCGUCCACAAGGCUGCUGGCAGUGGGCGUGUGGCAGCGGGCAAUGUUGACGACCAAGGGGAGGGGCAUGCGGAGCAAGGUGGAGAAGCGGAUGGCGAGGGAGACCGGCCGCACGCAGCGGGAGCUCCACCGCGCCAUCAAGCUCAGGAAGAAGCUCAUGACCAAGGAUGAGAAGCUCAUCUACAGCCUACGAAGGUUCCCGCUAAUGUCGAGAAGCAAGAAGCUUCACGACCUCAUCAUGAACAAGGAAUCACGCGAGGCCAAGUCUAGAGGAGGUGAAGAAGAGCAAGAAGAGGAUGCAGGGGAGAUCAGAGAGGAAGAAGUGGUUCUGGAGGAGGAUGAGGAGGUGGACGUGCACCACAUCUGCCUGCCGGAGUUCCCCAAUGGCGCGGAGGCGUUCGAGCUGGCAACCAAGUUCUGGUAUAGCGUCAAGCUCGACCUCGCGCUGGCCACCGCCACGCCGCUUCACUACGCCGCCAAGCGCCUCAGCAUGUCCGAUGAAGAUGAAGAUGAAUGUGUACUGUAGCACAUGAGCCAUCCAAUAGAUGGGUUGUUUUAAGUGGGUUGCAACCCAAGUGCAAAGACAAAUGUUAGCCUAUUAGAGUACAAGGCUGUUAGAGAACAAGAAAAAUGUGAUUUUGGUAAUUAAUGACAAUAUCUAUAGAUUAAUAAUUA
This is a messenger RNA of Phragmites australis (common reed), 889 nucleotides long. Its product is annotated as BTB/POZ domain-containing protein At5g66560-like. The transcript is spliced from 3 exons. The record is from RefSeq and is a predicted model, not a curated record. NCBI's taxonomy places the organism in Eukaryota, Viridiplantae, Streptophyta, Magnoliopsida, Poales, Poaceae. The coding region runs from base 93 to 740 and encodes 215 amino acids.